AUGCAGAAUGUUCUGCUGCAGGAGCCAGAUCGUUUGCUGUCGCCGACGGCAGUGCUGUUUCGCCAGGCAGGCCACUGCUUUGAGUACAGCACACUGCUGUGUUCGCUGCUCAUUGGAACUGGUUAUGCUGCCUAUGUUGUGUCUGGCUAUGCUGCUCGUGAGUUUUGCAAUAAUGACCAGACGAUGGUCACCUGUCCUCGGCUCAUUCAGCCACCACCACCAGAACCAGAGAAACAGGAAACUGUAGUUUCCAAAUAUCAGGUAGAGCCUCCUCCUGAUCUUCGCAGCCAGUUUCUGAUAGAAAUGGACAGAAGGGAAAAACAACGAGCAGCAGAUGAUGAGCGAAAGAGACAGGAAGAGAAGCGACGUGCUAUUGAGGAAUUUGAGCGUCCGCCACCAGAUGAGUUACAUGGAUUACGUCUGCAUAGCUGGAUUCUUGUGCUGCCACCAAAUAAAGAAGUAACAGAACCAUUUUUUAUAGAACCACCUACUGGUAAUAGGUAUCAAGUUGAUGACCCACAUUACUUGGGAAUUGAAAGUAUUUGGAAUGAUACAAAUUACUGGGUCAAUUUGCAGGACUGUUCAGAAGGUUGCAAGAAUUUGCAGUUUGAACUGAAUGACAAUGAAUGCUGGGCACAUAUUUUUGUUGGCGAGCCUUGGUUCACACGGAAAGAAACUGGUGAAACGGAGGGUGAUCCUCAACACAUCAUGCAGGAAAAACAUCUAGAUAUUGCUCCUUCUUGGGUACAGAGGAUUGAGAUACCUCGUCCAGUUUUCCUGAACCGAUAUCCAAAGGGGCAAAAGUGCACGUUUUAUAAGAAGGCAAGAGAGGAACAUUUUGCACCAUAUGUGCAGGCUGAUGGUUUGGUUACCAGAAUCACCACAUAUAGUGACUAUGAAUGGGAAGAUGCUGAAGUAGUGUAUGAGUAUUACAAAAACCGCAAAGAUCUGCUCUGUGAAAGGAAGCAUAACUUGAAAACGGAAUCUGCAGUGGAACAAUUCAGCAGAGGGCGAAAGGAUUCAUUGAAAGAACACUUCUAUUAUACAAUGCACAUGACAGUUGAAGACAUACAUGUCAUAAAAUUUUAUAAUGAAGCACGUUUUGAUGACCUAGAGAAGUUAGAAAUGCAUCCAGAAUAUUUGAAAGAGCACUUCAAGAACCGCAAUGACUUACUUUACUUUCGGAGCACAAUUUUUGAACCUAAACUCUCAUAUUCUGAUGAAGGAGGAGAUGGAAGAAGAGUUGUUAAGAAAAUAACAGAAAGAUUCCUUCGGAAUCCAGACAAAGCACCAAAUGAAGAUGUUGCUGAAAGGGUGUUUGCAUUAGCAGAAAAUGAGAUCAGGUUACGAUACUACCAUGGACCUCACCAAAUAACUGGGGCUGUCCGAGAAUUCAUAAAGCCACCUCUGUCUGAAAGAGGCGAAAAUCUGACAUUUGAUCCUGAUCUCACCAAAGGCCACCAAUAUGACCCCGGUGCACCAGAGCCAAAAAACCUUACAUUGUACUAUCUAUUAGAUGAGAUGCUCAAAACAGAAGAGAAAUCAUUAAUUCAUGUCCGUGAUAUAGAAAAUGAGGUUGAUGAUAUUCUCAGGACGAGAGACCUCGAAACACGGACACCAAAGCUACUUACAUCUAUAUUUGACAGGGAAAGAAAUGUGGAAGCAAAGCUGGCCAUGAAAGAGAAGGAACAACAAAAAAUUGAAAAACAAAUAAGGGAAGUUGAGGCUGAAACUGACUAUUUAGCUCCAUACUUGGCUCGUAUUGGGAAUCCGCCAACUUUGACACGUCAGCAAGCGCUGAAGAUAAGAGAAGAAUGUCUAAGUGAUUACAAGCAAUUUCUGGUGGACAGAGCUACAAACAUACAGAACCUGUUCAUUAAAGGAUCUCAGGCAUUACAGGCAAAAUCAGUAUGGAUGGAAGAAGAAAGGGACAGUGUGACUGCAGGAGAGGAAGAAGAAUAUUUAGAAUCUGUAAAUGAAACAAAGUUUCACUUACACACAUUGGAAAUUCGUCUUAAUCGUCACCGUGAAAAUGCCCCUCUCAGAUAUCUCCAAAUGGAAAGUUACCUCCGUGGAGAUAAACGUUUAGCAGUGCUUCACUCUUAACUGUAAAAGAACAAUUUUAGUACUUCAAUCUUACUAAAUUUCUGUAAAAUAGCAAUCUUAGACGCAAUAAAGUCACUCAUUUUUCAUUCUUAAUUACAGCAGUCCAUAGUAUUAAAGCAUGAGUGAAUAAAAUAUUAUGUUACAGUUGGGAAAGCGUUAUUCAUCUAGUUGAAUUCAACAGAAAAAUUUGUAUUACGUAUGUGAUUUUAAGCAGUCGCUGUUACUGAUGUAUACUGGCAUGAUAACAUAGGAAAGAACGGGCCUAUGCAAUGCACAGCAGUCCUACACAGCAGUGCACUGCAUAAAGUUCUUAUACACAUUAUGGGGUUUGAGUUAGUCCUUUGGAUGUAUCUAAAUUUGACACCAGAAGAACCUGCAGUCCUACAAAUUUGGGGUCAGAGGCUGUGAUUACUGACAUCCUACAAAUUCGGCAUCGGGACAACUGACAUCAGCUACUGCCACCAUCAGAGAGCCACAACUGUAUGUCAGCAGCCAUCAACAUCUGCCCAUCACACAGUGCAGUAAGUGAUCAAUUUUAGUUGGCCUGUUUUCUGUUUUCUUUCAUGUCAUGGGGUCAUGUUGACUUGGAAGAAUCUACAUAGGACAUUGUGUAGGCCACAAGAACCUGCAGACCUUUCAUAGUUCCAGGAUAACUGUAUGCACCAGAAUAACUGAAUGCAGACCUUUCAUAGUCCCAGGAUAACUGUGUGGAAGAGUGGUGCCAGCAUUGUAAUUUGUAAGGGCUUGUAUUACUGUGUACUAAGGCACUGCCAAACCCCUAUUUUACAUUAUUGUGCGGUCCAGACUAGAAUAACAGAAAAUUGAGGAAAAUGUGGA
Messenger RNA from Schistocerca piceifrons (Central American locust), 2943 nucleotides. It is a transcript of the gene lobo, whose product is annotated as dynein regulatory complex subunit 7. The coding region runs from base 1 to 2106 and encodes 701 amino acids. The transcript is spliced from 12 exons. Lineage: Eukaryota; Metazoa; Arthropoda; Insecta; Orthoptera; Acrididae. Gene Ontology annotation, biological process: flagellated sperm motility. The record is from RefSeq and is a predicted model, not a curated record. Gene Ontology annotation, cellular component: motile cilium.